UGUGCGAGACCUAUAGUAUGUUUGACAGUUUGUACACACGCAUAUCAAAGAAAAUUUAUUAUAGGAUUUAAUGCAGAAAUAAAAGAUCAAAAUGGUUGUGUUGAAAGUUGAAAACAACAAAACUUUGAAAGAUGAACAAGAAAAGACGUGGCCACAAAUUUAUGCUAUUUUAAUAAGUACUAUGGUGGGCAUAACCAACGGGCAAUUCUUCGCAUGGCCAUCUCCAUUUAUGGUUCAAAUAGUCAACGACAAGGAGAAAUACAACAUCUCAGAACAAGAGGCAUCAUAUUUUAAUACAAUCAAUCCAAUUUUUACCCUCGUUAUCUGCCCCUUCUGUGCCAUGCUUACCGAUGGUCUCGGCCGCAAGAAGACACUUCUCUUGACCGCUGUACCGCAGGUUGCCAGUUGGUUGUGUGCUGCAUUUGCAAAGGAUGUUUAUAUGUUCUACGUAUCAAGAGCUUUUGCAGGAAUUGCAGAUGGACUAUUCUUUUCAGCUCUACCUCCUUAUGUCGGAGAAAUAACAACGCCUGCUGUAAGAGAUAAGUGGGGUAAUCUGCUUGCAGGUUCUUACUACAUAGGAGAGUUUUUGAUUAACGUUAUUGGUAGUUACUUUGGAGUUGUAUUAACAUCUUACAUAUGUCUACCAAUACCUAUUAUAUUCUUUAUUUUAUUUUUAUGGGUACCCGAAACUCCUUAUUAUUACUUAAUCAAGGACAAAGAAGAAGAAGCAAGAAAGUCCUUACUAUAUUUUAGGGGAGAAAAAAAUAUUGAACAAAAUUUAGACCAAUUAAAGCUUGAUGUUCAGCGACAAAUGUCAGAAUCAGGAACGUGGGGAGACUUGUUUAAAAUAAAAAGUAAUAGAAGAGCUUUGUUAGCAGGAGCUUUUUUGCGUUUCUCACAACACACUUCUGGUCUUUGUAUUUUUAUAACCUUUACACAGUUUAUUUUCCAAAAAUCUGGAGGAAACUUAAGCCACGAGUUGUCUUCUAUAAUAUACACAGGCGUCCAAAUGGUUUUGAACCUUCUAGUUCUGACUUUUGUUAUGCACAGAUUUGGACGAAGAGUCUUCUAUAUGACCAGCACUGGCGCUAAUGGUAUAGUGCUAUUUUUCUUGGCAACCUUUUUUUACCUCAACGAUUAUACUGACAUCGAUGUUUCAAGUUUCAAUUGGUUUCCAAUUGCCGGUAUGAUUACAUAUCAAAUUUUUGCUUCAUUUGGCUUGACCGUCAUUCCCACACUUAUGUUAAGUGAGCUUUUCUCUGUCAGCAUUAAAACUAAAGCAAUGGUUGUGAAUGUGUUGGUCUUUGGAGCUGGAGGAAGCUUCAUCAAUUAUAUGUUUUAUUUGAUCAAUACCAGUGCUGGGUUUUUUGCUCCUUUUUAUGUCUUUGCAGUUUGCAAUGUUUUAUCUGCAAUAAUAACCUAUUUUAUAAUACCGGAAACUAGAGGUUUGACUCUAGAAGAAAUUCAGCAGUCUUUGAAGAGUAAAAAAUUUUACUAAAAUCGAUAUUUUAAUAAUCGUUUAAAAUUUAAUCGAUUAAUUAAAUUUAAUAAUUUUAUCGUGGUCUGUUGAAACAGUCUCAAAAUCCACAGUUUAAAUAUUUGAAAUUUCGACCCAGUUUACAGUUGUACACUUUCGCUACACCCUGUAUAUUGAAUCGGAGAAACGCAGUUUCAAAUCGCUUUUCCGCAUUGGUGUGAGUUUGUCAUUUUGGCGUUCCCACAACAUUACGAAUUUUAUUUCUUUAUCCGUUCUUUGAAAUAAUACGCAUUUAAGAAACGGAAUAUUUUUCAAUAAACCCUUGAAUUGUUGUAGUUUGCAAGGUAAAAAGGUUUUUAUGACAUUUACAGUCUUGGUUUAUGUUCGUCGGUAUAUCCAAAUAGCUAGAGGAAGAACCCCUGCUAUGCUGUAGACUGUUGCAGUCUAGAAGAUGAAAGGUUUUUAUGAUAUUCACAGACAAGAAUCCUAUUGUAUGUGUAUUGCAACAGGAAAGGCUUAACCUAAGCCGAGGCUUUUAGUAAAACUCUGAAAUAUUGUUUCUGAGGACUAACUGUAAUAUUCUGAGUCAUCGCAUUUCGUGUAAACUCAAGGGAUUUUGUUAUUGCGAAGUUUAAGUACUUGUAAUUGGUUGAAAGUAAAACCAUCAUGGCGUUCGAGGGAUGUCUUGAGAGUUUUUCUGACCAUUUGAUUGGUAGAGAAAUAUCUGGUAUGAUUCCUAUUGGUCUAAGUAGGAAGUCACUUUUUUUGGGAGAAGGAACCCAACUUGAGAAGGGUCGAGUUAGCGGUCCGAGAGAGUAGUUCCGUAGAAGCCAUCAUCAUGUUCAGUUGAGUUCCGUAGAAGUCACCAUCAAGUGAAGUUGAGUGAUGAGUUCCACCAGGGCCAUCAUCGAGUUAAGUUGAGUUUUGGUUCCUUUAGGGCCAUCGUCAUGUGAGUUGAGUUCCAUUGAGUGUUUCGGAAUGUAGUUUUCCAGUUUCCCAGCCGGCUAGGUUGAUUCCAGCCCGGCGAAUGUGAUGGUGUAUCGUGAACCCCGGCGAUUUUCUCGCUGUUUCUAAGCAAAUCGUCGUUAUCAUUUCAUACCAAUCUUGGUAUCCACUAAUUUCUUUUAAGCAGUCAGAACCAGAAGUAGGAGAGAAGAGUUUCAAUUUUCUCAUUACUAUGUUUAACAGUGCAGUUAAAACAUGUAGUAUGCUCACAUACUUUAUUUUGGUCAAAGUUAAUGAACUUUCAAUAAUCAUGUUCGAGUCUAACUAAAUGAUUUAUGUUGGAGUCUUAACUAAAUAAUUUUGUUCGAGUAAAAGUAAAAUUUGAUCCAGUUUAACGAACUUUUAAACUAUUUAUGUUCGAGUUGAAAGCUGAAUUUUUCUAUAAUAACGUUUGUUUAUAAACAAUGUACUGUUUGCUGUAGCUAUUAACAGUGAAGUGUUUUCUCGUGUAGUGAAAUGGCGUUUUGGACUUACCAACCAACCAACAGAAGAAAACAGGACAUUCAUUGUAAGGUAUAAUUUGUAUGUUUGUAAAACUUUUUCGUUUCAUAUCUGUUUAUUUGAUAAUCUGGUCUCUAAUUGUAACAGAGAGAUCAGAGAUUAAUUUUUUUGUUUUUAAUAAAUAAUGUUUGAUUUUCAA
This is a messenger RNA of Diabrotica virgifera virgifera (western corn rootworm), 3122 nucleotides long. Its product is annotated as facilitated trehalose transporter Tret1-like. The transcript has 2 exons. Gene Ontology annotation, molecular function: transmembrane transporter activity. Gene Ontology annotation, biological process: transmembrane transport. Bases 92 to 1498 code for a protein of 468 amino acids. The record is from RefSeq and is a predicted model, not a curated record. Lineage: Eukaryota; Metazoa; Arthropoda; Insecta; Coleoptera; Chrysomelidae. Gene Ontology annotation, cellular component: membrane.